UGUUGUUGUUGACAUUAGUGGUGACGUAAAUACACAUUUGCGUUUUAAGCGUUUAAGUAGUAAACAGAAAGAGUUGUUUCUCCAUUUUCUUACUCCCUUGCAUGAAUCUGUUUUCCUAUUGUUUGAUGUGAAAGUGUGUCAGAAUGCCAUAAAAGGGCUCAGUAUUAAUUCCUCCAGUGAUGGAUACUAUAAACCAGGAUUUUGGGAGCUCAGAGCAGUGUACCAGCAGCCGCACUGAAGUUGAAAAAAAAAUGCUGCGCAUUAAUGGAUGUGAGGUGAUGGAAUGUGUAAGCUGUAUUAAGCAAGAAGAGGAUGAUGGAACUCUUAGGCCAUUUUAUACUGACCAACAGUGUACCCAGAUGUUGGUAGCAAUUAAGGAAGAGCCGACAGAUAAUUACCUGGAAGGUUGGGAGGAACUGGAGCUUGUUCCUGUAAAAGAGGAAGUAAAUCCAGAAAUACCAAUUCCUUUUAGAGAAAUUGAGUCUGAUAUAUCUGAAGAUGGAGCACUGCUGAAGAAAAGUGUUGAUGGCUAUUUGGUUGUCAAUGCAAAGGAGGGUGGCGAGACGUGCCCAUCAGUUAAUGGUGCCAGAGUCUUAAAUGGUGAUUCUAACAGAAUACUUCAAAAAAAGAAUGAGCACAAAACUGUCGAAGCCACUCCAGAAGCUGUCAGAAAGCGACGCAGGCACAAAUCGCAUUACAGCAGACAUCUUUCGGACAGGCCUUUCCAGUGUAAAAUUUGCCAGAAAUGUUUCCGAAAGCCCGAACAUUUACGCUGCCACGAAUUGUUCCAUUCAGAUGAACGGCAGUUUUUGUGUGACACUUGUGGCAAAGGUUUUUUUACCAACGGCGAUCUUAAGAGGCACGGAGUAGUCCAUACGGGAGAGAAACCUUACUCCUGUCCCAUCUGUUCAAAGACUUUCACGCAGUUGUGCAACAUGCAGUCACAUCUCAGAAAACGGUGCCAGAUAAAAGGGUACGGUUGUGAUCUGUGCAACAGGAUGUUUGAGGAUCAGGGGGCUCUCCAGAAACACAAGGCAAAUCACGGCAAGGUGCCGUACCGCUGCAACAAGCGGAGGAAACCGUUCUGCCAGGACUUGCCGCCAUUCAUUUGUGACGUGUGCUCCAUGUGUUUUUCUAAUAAACGAAAUUUAAUAUCCCACAUCAAAGUGCACAUGGGAGAUCUGAAGGCCACGGUCACAUGUGAGAUUUGUGGUAAGAACUGUGCUCGGAGGGAACGCUUGAUCGUGCACAUGCGAAGCCAUACGGGAGAAAAACCUUUUUCGUGCAGUGUAUGUGGGAGAGCAUUUUCUCAGCAAUGUAAUUUAAAAAAGCACGAAGCUUUACAUUUGCCUGACUAAUAAUUAGGAGACAAGGUUGAUAUACUGUUAUGUAUAAGGGCACAUUUCAGUUGUGGGAUAAUGUAGUACAUAUAUUGUAGCGAAACAUAAUCCUUUGCCCUGGUGAGAAAUUAAACUGCCUUUUAAUUAUAAUAAGACUGAAUAAAUGAACUAAUAAUAAA
Schistocerca nitens (vagrant locust) is the source of this 1519-nucleotide messenger RNA. Its product is annotated as zinc finger protein 189-like. The record is from RefSeq and is a predicted model, not a curated record. The transcript is spliced from 7 exons. Gene Ontology annotation, biological process: regulation of transcription by RNA polymerase II. Gene Ontology annotation, molecular function: RNA polymerase II cis-regulatory region sequence-specific DNA binding; DNA-binding transcription factor activity. NCBI's taxonomy places the organism in Eukaryota, Metazoa, Arthropoda, Insecta, Orthoptera, Acrididae. Bases 180 to 1358 code for a protein of 392 amino acids.